ACACUCACAAUGCUCGCUACUUCAAGAACCGCGCUGCGUCAAGCUGUGUCAAAGCAGCUGACUGUCAAGAGCAGCGUCCGAGCUAUCUCGGCAUGGUCCCAGGUUCCCCAGGGCCCUCCCGUGAGUGACGCCAUUCUGGGUAUCACUGAAGCCUUCAAGGCCGACAGCAACCCAAAGAAGAUUAACUUGGGCGUUGGUGCAUACCGCGACGACAAGGGCAAGCCGUACGUGCUGCCGUCUGUGAGGGAGGCAGAGAAGAAGAUCGUCGAGUCAGCCCUGGACAAGGAGUAUGCCGGCAUCACCGGUGUGCCAGCCUUCACCAAGGCUGCUCUCACCCUUGCAUAUGGCUCUGACUCGGCUCCCCUCAAGGAAGACCUCAUUGCCGUCACCCAGACCAUCUCCGGUACCGGCGCUCUCCGCAUUGGUGGCGCCUUCCUCGAGCGUCACUACCCCGGCCCAAAGACCGUCUACAUCCCCAACCCAUCAUGGGCGAAUCACAACGCUGUCUUCAAGGACUGCGGUCUGAAGGUUGAGAAGUACCGCUACUACAACAAGGACACCAUUGGUCUCGACUUCGAGGGCAUGGUCGCCGACAUCAAGGCCAUGCCCAAGAACAGCAUCGUCCUGCUCCACGCCUGCGCCCACAACCCGACUGGUGUUGACCCAACUGAGGAGCAAUGGACCAAGAUUGCCGAAGCUGUCAAGGAAGGCGACCACUUCCCCUUCUUCGACAUGGCCUACCAGGGCUUUGCCAGCGGUGACACCAACACUGACGCGUUCGCUCUUCGUCACUUCAUCAAGGAGGGCCUCCGCCCUGUGCUGUGCCAGAGCUUCGCCAAGAACAUGGGUCUCUACGGCGAGCGUGUCGGUGCCUUCUCGGUUGUUUGCGAGUCGGCUGAUGAGAAGAAGCGUGUUGACUCCCAGAUCAAGAUCCUCGUCCGUCCGCUAUACUCCAACCCCCCAGUCCACGGCGCCCGUAUUGCUUCCCAGAUCUUGAACGACGCCUCGCUGAACAAGCAAUGGCUGGGUGAGGUCAAGGGAAUGGCCGACCGCAUCAUCACCAUGCGUGCUCUUCUCAAGGAAAACCUCGAGAAGCUCGGGAGCAAGCGUGACUGGAGCCACAUCACAUCCCAGAUUGGCAUGUUCGCGUUCACUGGUCUGAAGCCAGAGCAGAUGGACGUUCUGGCCAAGGAGCACUCUGUGUACGCGACCAAGGACGGCCGUAUCUCGGUCGCCGGCAUCACGAGCGACAACGUUGGGCGCUUGGCCGAGGCCAUCUACAAGGUCACUGGUUGAACUUUUAAAAACGAGACGGAGCAUUUUACCUCAGAUUUACAGCCUGUUGGCAUGGAGUGGUAGCGAGUGUUCACAGUAUUAUAGCUAGAGAACUAGCGGCUAGAGUGUAUAACAUGGUCAGUGACGAGACAUGAAACCUGAUUCCUCCAAAUUCUUCGAGCGUGUCUU
Molecule: messenger RNA, 1464 nt
Organism: Dothidotthia symphoricarpi CBS 119687
Lineage: Eukaryota; Fungi; Ascomycota; Dothideomycetes; Pleosporales; Dothidotthiaceae
Product: aspartate aminotransferase mitochondrial precursor
Exons: 5
Coding region: 10-1296 (428 amino acids)
Biological process (GO): L-aspartate catabolic process; biosynthetic process
Cellular component (GO): mitochondrion
Molecular function (GO): pyridoxal phosphate binding; L-aspartate:2-oxoglutarate transaminase activity
Source: RefSeq, a predicted model, not a curated record